AUGAAAAUGCAGUCCCUCGAUUUUCAGCUUCAGUUAACAAAAUUAGCCGCACAAAAAUUAGCACAGUCAAUCAUUGCAACCCAAAUGUACAAUGUUCCUUCUCUUCUGCCAUCUACUCUUUUGGCAUCUCAACAGCCGAAUAACACUUCGGAAAGUCUAUCGCGAAAGAGAAGGCGAAAUGACAGCCAAGGAUUUGAUGAUGUUGAGAAAAGCUCACAGUCUGACUCCAGUGAUUCUUAUAUAGGUGGACCUUCUGAAGGAGAUUUCAGUAAAACCAAUGACAUAAUUGUUCCCAGUAGCGAUCGUGAAGGAUGGUGUAGGAAUAAAAAGUACAUCGAACAAGUAAAGAAUGGCUUUAUGUGUACAGUGUGCAAAAAAAUUUAUGGCCGAUACAACUCUGUAUCAUAUCACGUAACUAUCUAUCAUCGUAACCCACCUAUAAAAUGCGAUAUCGACGGCUGCCAGUUCAGCACCCGCGAAGCAAGAUACAUCCAUUUUCACAAAUUUUAUCGCCAUCAUAUUCCGCUGCCAAACACGAUUGAUCUCGGCUGUCGUAAAUGCCCUUACUGCACACAUGUAUCAAAAAGCCCAGCAAUGUUAGAAAAGCACAUCAGUAGGCAUUUGACUGAGGGAAAUAGAGGUAUCAGUCCAGUGCUGCACCCACAAUGUGAUAAAGAAACGUCAGAAGAAAAUAACUUGCUCGACCAUUUGCUGGAGCAACAGCAUCAACAGGAUAACAAUAUUCCUGGUUUUUCAUGUCCGCACUGCAGCUAUCGCAGUCAGUCUGAAACUUCAUUGCGCCAACAUUUACUGUUCAAACACAGUGACGAUACAUUUGAAAGAAAGCUUUCCUGUGAAGUUUGUCAGUACGUUUGUGCAGAGUCAAAAAUGCAGACUCAUUACAAGGAAAGACAUUCAAAAAGCACACAAGGAACUGACGACGAGCCGGAAGAAGUAAGUAAGAGUGGUGAAGAGUCGGAUUCACAUAUUAGUACUGCUGCUGUCAGUGUUGCUGUGUGA
Enterobius vermicularis (human pinworm) is the source of this 1020-nucleotide messenger RNA. NCBI's taxonomy places the organism in Eukaryota, Metazoa, Nematoda, Chromadorea, Rhabditida, Oxyuridae. The record is from the annotation of a GenBank genome assembly.